CAGGAACACAAUCAUGGCCGGCGUCCUGGUGCUGUUGGUGGCGGUGGGCUUUGCCUGCAGUUACUGUGUGACCCGGCCCGGUUCGUCUUGGGCGGUUCUCCCCGUUAUUGUAGUGGGGUGCGUCUUACUGAUUGCACGGAGGUCUCGGGCUAGCAGAGCGCGCACAAACCGCAGCGUCUGCGUGCUGGUGUUGGGGGACGUCGGUCGGAGCCCCCGCAUGCAAUACCACUGCAUCUCCCUCAGCAAGCACGGAUACCGCGUCUCCUUCGUUGGUUACCUUGGUACAAAACCACACUCGGAUGUUCUUGCUAGUGAGAAAAUAAAGAUCGUCCCCAUUUCGGAUCUGAAAGGGCUGACAGUUGGUCCCAGGGUUCUCCAGUAUGUGACGAAGGUUGUUCUGCAAUCACUGCAGCUGCUCUGCGUCCUGUUGAAGAUCGAUACCCCCGCCCACGUUCUGCUGCAAAAUCCACCAGGCUUGCCCAGUAUAGCUGUCACCUGGCUCCUGUGUGCAGUCUGGGGCAGCAGCUUCAUCAUUGACUGGCACAACUAUGGAUACACCAUUAUGUCUCUCACCCACGGAGAGAAGCAUCCAAUCGUCCGGAUUGCCAAGUGGUACGAAAGGUGUUUCGGAAGAUGUUCGGAUUACAACCUCUGCGUCACCAAUGCCAUGAAGGAGGACCUGCACAGAAACUGGGAUAUAAAGGCAACAACACUUUAUGACAAACCACCCAUGAUAUUUAAAGAGGCAUCUUUGGAGUCAAAGCACAGCUUGUUUCUGAAAAUGGCAAAAGAUUUUCCCCCGUUUAAAACCAGGGCCCAGCGCGAAGGUGACGGGGCGGACCGGACGGCCUUCACAGAGCUUGACCCCGUGACCGGGACCGUGACGUAUGCUGUGGGACGUCCUGCCCUCCUGCUGAGCAGCACCAGCUGGACAGAGGAUGAAGAUUUCUCUGUGCUGCUGAAGGCCCUUGAAGAAUAUGAGGGUUUUAUUAAGGAUGGAGCUACACUACCCUCCCUAGUCUGUGUCAUCACAGGCAAGGGUCCUCAGAAGCAGUACUACAAAAACUUGAUUGAGGGAAUGCAUUUCAAGCACGUGCAGAUCUGCACCCCAUGGUUGGAAGCAGAGGACUACCCAGUCUUGCUUGGGUCAGCGGACUUGGGCGUCUGCCUGCACAAGUCGUCCAGCGGCCUCGACCUCCCGAUGAAGGUGGUGGACAUGUUUGGCUGCUGCCUCCCCGUCUGUGCCAUACGCUUCCAAUGUCUGCAUGAGCUGGUGAAGCAGGGGGAGAACGGGCUGAUAUUUCAGGACUCGCAGGAGCUGGCUGAGCAGCUGAAGAUGCUACUUGCAGACUUCCCUGGUGUCCAGGGAAUGCUGGGUACCUUCAGAAGGACCCUGAGGGAUUGUGGCCUGCAGCGCUGGGAUGAGAGCUGGGAGCAGACUGUCCUCCCUCUCCUCACCGGAGACGUCCAGUGAAAACCCCACCUGGCACAGGUGGCCAGCGUCACAAGAACAGCUGCUGGCCUGACCGGGCACGUCUGCCUCUAGAGGACCCUGCUGUGUAACAGACUGCGGCAGAUUCUCAGCACUUACACUAGAAACAGCUGGACGACACUCUUGGAUCGGUACCUACACCUGGCCGUGACCAGUGUGGUUACGUUUCAGAGGGCUUCCUACACGGCUUGGUUACUGCCUUGAGGAAGAGGGCAGCAAGACCGCACACGUCCCCACACAGCGAGGCCUGUAGAUUCAUGAACAGCGCAGUGUGGUUCCGGGUCUGACCCGGUACCACACUCGCCCGGAUCCGAACUUCAGCGGGGACAAAGCGCGGCAGGAGAGGCUCGGGGAGAGACCAGCUUGGUUUUAUUACGAGGAUGAAUUCGCUUCACUUUCUCAGGUGCCCUUGGAUUUUGCUUCUCUUCGAAGUUGUCUGCCAGCGUGGUGCUCAUUCACCGUGAAUUAGAUUUCCUAGUAAUAGGAGUCUUCAACUCGAACCCAGAUCGAAAGGACUGUAAACCUGUUCAGAAAAAAAACCCUCUAUGUACAAAAAAAAGAACGGUUUACUUUUUUUAAUAAAGCACUUUAUUUCAUAAAUGGAGUUGUACAAUU
Messenger RNA from Lepisosteus oculatus (spotted gar), 2107 nucleotides. RefSeq names its product ALG1 chitobiosyldiphosphodolichol beta-mannosyltransferase (gene alg1). NCBI's taxonomy places the organism in Eukaryota, Metazoa, Chordata, Actinopteri, Semionotiformes, Lepisosteidae. Gene Ontology annotation, cellular component: endoplasmic reticulum. The record is from RefSeq and is a predicted model, not a curated record. Gene Ontology annotation, molecular function: mannosyltransferase activity.